CAGGAGGCAGGGGCGAAGGGGAAGGAAAGAGGAUUUGGGCUGGGGGCGGGGCUUGCGGCACAGCGUGGCUUCUGAUUGCUGGAGUGCGGCUGCCAAUCUCGCAGACUCGCUCGGUUAACCAGUGCGCUGGCGAGACGCGCUCAGAUAUACUGAGCGAGCCCUGGGAAGCAGCCUCAGAUCCUGACGGUGCAGCAACCCGCAGCCUCAGCCAGGGAGUCCCAGCCGCUUUCAAUGGAGGAGAAGCCCGGCCAGCCACAGCCUCAGCACCAUCACAGCCACCACCAUCCGCACCAUCACCCCCAGCAGCAGCAGCAGCAGCAGCAGCCGCACCACCACCACCAUUAUUAUUUCUACAACCAUAACCACAACCACCACCACCACCAUCAUCACCAGCAGCCUCACCAAUACCUGCAGCAUGGAGCCGAGGGCAGCCCCAAGGCCCAGCCAAAGCCGCUGAAACAUGAGCAGAAACACACCCUCCAGCAGCACCAGGAAACGCCGAAGAAGAAAACAGGCUAUGGUGAACUAAAUGGUAAUGCUGGAGAAAGAGAAAUAUCUUUAAAGAAUCUGGGUUCUGAUGAAGCUAAUAGCCCUAUUUCCAGGGUCCUCAAUGGCAACCAGCAAGUUGUAGAUACUAGCCUGAAACAGACUGUAAAGGCCAGCACCUUUGGGAAAACAGGAAUUAAAACCAAGAAUUUCAUUCAGAAAAACAGUAUGGACAAAAAGAAUGGGAAGUCCUAUGAAAAUAAAUCUGGAGAGAACCAGUCUGUAGAUAAGACUGAUACUAUAGCAAUUCCAAAUGGUGUUGUAACGAAUAAUUCUGGCUAUAUUACUAAUGGUUAUAUGGGUAAAGGAGCAGAUAAUGAUGGUAGUGGAUCUGAAAGUGGAUAUACCACUCCUAAAAAAAGGAAAGCUAGGCGCAAUAGUGCCAAGGGUUGUGAAAACCUUAAUUUAGUGCAGGACAAAAUAAUGCAACAAGAGUCCAGUGUCCCAACCUUAAAACAAGGACUUGAAACUUUCAAGCCUGACUAUAGUGAACAAAAGGGAAAUCGAGUAGAUGGUUCAAAGCCCAUCUGGAAGUAUGAAACUGGGCCUGGAGGCGCAAGUCGUGGAAAACCUGCUGUGGGUGAUGUGCUUCGGAAAAGCUCAGAUGUUAAACCUGGUGCGAGCAACAAAAAGUUUGAUGAUCGAUCCAAAGGAAAGCAUGCUUCAGCUGUUGCCUCCAAAGAGGACUCUUGGACACUAUUUAAACCACCCCCAGUUUUUCCAGUGGACAACAGCAGUGCUAAAAUAGUUCCUAAAAUAAGUUAUGCAAGCAAAGUUAAGGAAAACCUCAACAAAACCAUACCGAACUCGUCUGUGUCACCAUCUUUAUCUUCAUCCUCUUCGUCAUCUACUGGGGAAACUCAGACCCAAUCUUCAAGUCGGUUAUCCCAGGUUCCUAUGUCAGCGCUGAAAUCUGUUACUUCUGCCAGCUUUUCUAAUGGGCCUGUUUUAGCAGGGACUGACACGAGUGUAUAUCCUUCAGGGGGCCAGCCACUGCUAACUACUGCUGCUAGUACUCUAACAUCCAUUUCUUCUGGGACUGAUUCAGUUCUCCAGGACAUGAGUCUAACUUCAGCAGCUGUUGAACAAAUUAAGUCUAGCCUUUUUAUCUACCCUUCAAAUAUGCAAACUGUGCUGUUGAGCACAGCACAAGUGGAUCUGCCCUCUCAGACAGAUCAGCAAAACCUGGGGGAUAUCUUCCAGAAUCAGUGGGGUUUAUCAUUUAUAAAUGAGCCCAGUGCUGGCCCUGAGACUGUUACUGGGAAGUCAUCAGAUCAUAAAGUGAUGGAGGUGACAUUUCAAGGAGAAUAUCCUGCCGCUUUGGUUUCACAGGGUGCUGAAAUAAUUCCCUCAGGAACUGAGCAUCCUGUGUUUCCCAAGGCUUAUGAGCUGGAGAAACGGACUAGUCCUCAAGUUCUGGGUAGCAUUCUAAAAUCUGGGACUAUUAGUGAGAGUGGAGCCUUAUCUUUGGAACCCAGUCAUAUAGGUGACCUGCAAAAGGCAGACACCAGUAGUCAAGGUGCUUUAGUGUUUCUCUCAAAGGACUACGAGAUAGAAAAUCAAAAUCCUCUGGCCUCUCCUACGAACACUUUGUUAGGCUCCUCCAAAGAACAGAGAUACCAGAGAGGCCUAGAAAGAAAUGAUAGCUGGGGUUCUUUUGACCUGAGGGCUGCUAUUGUAUAUCACACUAAAGAAAUGGAAUCUGUUUGGAAUUUGCAGAAGCAAGAUCCCAAAAGGAUAAUCACUUACAAUGAAGCCAUGGAUAGUCCAGAUCAAUGAAGGACCAGACUGCCUAUUUGCAACCUUUCUGCAGCAUUAGAGCCACCGUUCAUGGGGGACGCAGGCUUUUAUGCUCCUAGAUCUUCAACGCAGCAGAGGAACCAUAAGUAGAAUCACAGGAUAAUAUAUACAAAUAUAUAUAUAUACAUAUAUAUAUAUAGUUAUUUAAAAAAAGGCAACUGAAAGUAAUUAGACUUCUUAAGGAAUCAAAUUUAUUUCAAGAGACUACACAUGGUUAUUUAAUCUCCGGUACUGAAUAGUUUUUGUUUUUGUUUUUUUUUUCUUUCUUUUGUUUUUGUUUUUAAGUGUGAAUGCAAGUGAUUAAUGAAUACAGACUUAACAAGUGUGGUUCUAAAGUUCCUGCUGUCAUCAACUUGGGCAACAAAUGACCCACUGGAAAGGCAAAUCCACGUAAAAGAUCUCUGUAUUUUGUUCUGUGACUAAAGUGAUACACUAAUCACGGGGAACCCAGAAUGAUUCAACAUUUUCCCCCCACUCCUCCUUUGAUCUUUUGGUUUUACUUUAAACCCUGCGAGAAUGUUGGAUAAAUGCCUUGAAGUUUGCAGGGGUGUAUUUUUUUAGCGAAUAUGAUUUGCAUGUCUCGCCAGGAGUUAAGCAGCCUCUAUGGGUUGUUAGGGGAAUAUUUUCUUUCCUUUUAUUUUUUGUGGGGUGGGGAUAAGGGAGGGCCUUGAAGUUCUAUAAUUCUGGAAUAGUUGGUGGUACAUAGUUAAACUUGGCUUUGGUUACCUAUUGGACUAUAACAACUGAAGAAUCCAUGAGUGUCAUUUUUUAAAAGUUGCAGAACAAGCAAUUGGUUUGGAUAUUCAAUAUGGAAAAAUUUUCCUGUGCCCAUAUUUUAAUGUAAUUGUAUAACUGGGAGCAAAAAAUAUAAUCUGCUUUCCAACUGUAGGUGCUCCAGACUUGCUCUCUGUCACUAACACUAAAUGUGCUGUUUCCCUUGUUUUUCAUCAAACAUCUAGGAGAAAUUUCUGUACUUUCUGUAAAUUCUCUUUUAAUUUCUCAGCAAAAUCUAAAAGGGGAAGAAAAAUGUCCAUAAAAACUAAAACGUCAUGUUUUUAGCCAGUGAGGAGGUAAUAAACCUUGCCUGUAGAAGGUGUGUUUUCAUGCAAACUAUACUUCUGAGCUUAUUAGCUUCUAGUUAUAUCUUAAUAAAUAUAUUUUAGUACUAGAGCAAAAUGGGUUUUUAAGGAAAAUAAUGUGAAAUUCUGGAAAUUUUCUUUUGGGUAGAGAAGAGCAUUAGCCCUGUCUCAUCAUCACAUUACCAUCCUGUUGCACUGCAGCUUGUGUAUAGCAUGCUAAAAUAAAUUUAUUUGUGUGUGUGCAGAAAUUAAGGGUCCAAUUAAGAUUGGUAUGUUAGUGGCAUAAUAACAAGUUGUCUGGCCUGACAUAGCAUCACAUUACACACAUACAUACGCACGCACACACACACAGAAAUUAGUAUAUCCAUGUAUGUCAAAUACAGGUUAAAAUAGCAGGGCAUUUAUAUAAAGAGUUGUAGUCUUCUAAUAAAAGUAGGCUGAAUCCCCUGGGGUAUGUGGGGAGAAAGUAACUACUUUUGCUCUACCCCUUUGCUUAAGGAAUUGUCCAGUUUUGAGCGACUGGUAGUAUGGAUGGGUUUUUGUUUUUGUUGAUUAUUUGAUACUUUUAACAAGUAGUUCAUGAAAGAAGCUGUUGGACUCAACAUAGAGUAGAGAAAAUAUCUUUUUAGUCUGGAUUUCUGCCCUGCUUAGAUUUUAAAAGUAUAAGCAUGGAUUGCCAAUUCCACUUGAUGUAAACAAAACUUUUUUAUACAUAAUAUAUAUAUAUAAAAAUAACUUAUUGUUAUCAGUCCAGGUUCAGAAACUUGUGGUAGGCCAGUUCCAGAUAGUUUCAUUUCACCUGUAAACUGUAUCACUUUUACUGAUAUUGUAAUUUUCAAAUGUAUAAUAUGUUUACAGAUGUGCCCUGCAUUUAGUCUGCCUUGUUCCUAUUUUGAUUUUUGUUGAGUCUCCUGCCUGCUUGCCAAAAGCUAGGAUGCUUCAGGCCCAUGUACAAUUGAAAGCAGAGGCAUCCUUGAGCUUUAAAGCAUUGAACAAACUGGAAAAUACAACAUACCACAUACUGAAGUGAAAAAAGUCUGUGUUUUUGUGUUUUUUAAAUAAAAAAUUUCAAAAAGUUAAAAAAAAAAAGAUACAAGGUUGAUUAAAGGGAAAAAAAGGCUCCAGUUUGUUUUACAGGUUUUAAAGUUCUGCUGUGUGUUCAAUUGCCUUGUGUAACCACUUGUCGCCUUAGGGCCAUAUCCCCCCCCCUUUUUUUUAAUGUCCAUUUUGCUUGCCUGGAAUUUUCUUCUGUCUCACAACUCACAAGAAACUAUAUGGGUUUGUGACAUACAGAGGUUGAAUGCAUAUAUAUUUUAAAAGGAAAAAAUAAAAUAAAAAACAGCCCCCAUCUGAAUUGGGCUUUUUAACUUAGAAGCAACACUUAAAUAAAUAUCUUAGAAAGUUACCGCUAUCUUAAUUUCCUUCCAUAUCCCUCAGGCCUCCACGUUCAGAGAAGCCAAAAAGAGAAUGUAUCCCUUCUCUGUUUGUCCAAAGGUUUUUGAGAGUCUCAUUUCUAAAUAAAACAAUGCAACAUUUCACUUUGAUUUCUUCACCGAAAUUUUCUUGAUUAUAUGGUUAGAGGUAUAUAGUUAGGAAUGUCACUUAACUUUCCGGGAACCUUAGUGCCCUGUUAUAUUAACUGUCAGUAUUUUGGGGGCAUUGGGUUUAAUGGACUUAAUUGCCUAGUCACAAGCAGGACUUUGGGACACAUUUCCUUUGUGCUGUUUGGUAACACUUAACUCUCUACUUGUUGCAAUCUUUUUCUCCUUAGGUCCUCACACAAUUCCUUACAGAGCACUUAUUAAAAAAAAAAAUCUUUAAGAGUUGAUCUGUUUUCUGAUUAUUUUUGUGUAAGCUUCUAAACAAACUUCAGCUGUGAUUAAUUUAGCACAUUUAUAUAACAUUGAUGUGUUACUGUUUGGUAUCAAGAAUUUUCCUUCAACUCGGAGUAUUAGUACUGUAGCAUAAACCAAAUACAGUCUAGAGGGGAUUUUUAACGUCCCUCCAUUGUAAGACUGAAAAAGGGGUAUGUGUGUACAUAUGUAUGUAUUUUGAGUGCUUGUGUGUGAGCAAAAGAUGCAGGUAUUAAGUUAGUAAAUGAAUGUGUGUAAUACAUUAGUAUUCAGAGAAUGAACUUGUAUUUAUUUUGUGCCAUUUGUUUUCAUUACACAGAAUAAAGUCAGGUGGUUUAAAUCCUUAAAAGGGUAGUAUUUGAAAAUGGCACUAAGAAUGAAAUCGACCUAUUUUUUUAAUAGCUAUGAAGAUACUAAUUAUGGGUGAAAUUUUCUUUUUAAAUCUGUCUUGAUUGUUGUAGGCUUCUGUGUCACAUACCACUCCUGUAGAUGUCUUGAAUAAUCCCCCAUUCCCACAAAAGACAGGGUGUGUUUAUCUUUCUCUUUAUUUGCUUCCACUUUGCUAAACUGAAUUUAAUUGCCUAGCCAGUCCUCUAACUUCUUUAGUAAUGAACCUUCACAUAAAGUAUAUUUAUAGCAUUUAUAGUAGCCUUUCUUCCUCUGCUUUCUAGAUGGUGAUAGCUAAUAAUUAGGAAUUUAUUAAUGACAGUUUGAUUUUUUUUUUUUCCCUGAAAUAGCUGGAGAGUUUCCAUUUUAGAAUUUUGCUGUCUUCCUCAAUCAUCUGCUUAUCUAGUCAUCACUCAGUCUACAAAAACUUUAGAAAGGAAAAGUGCUGCAUUAAAACAGUUUUUAGGGAAAAUAUGACAAACCUCAACUGUGGGAGUUAUCCAGUAUGAAAUGUUUCUUCACAAAACAUACAUAGGAGCAGUAGUUUCAUACUUGGUUGUUAGACUUGUUGCUUAUCCACAUCAGAGGCAUCUAAUGGUUCAUUUGUAAUUUCUGUAAGCUUUUUUAAACACAGAAAAGCCAUUUAGUGUGAAAUUAUAUGUCAUCUCCAAAACAGCCACUAGCAAGGAAAUUGAAAGAGGACUUUAUUCAACUUUAAAUUCCACUAAAUAAGGAGGGAGUCAUUCUUGCAAGGCUCUGUAAGGAUUAUGGGUAUAGUUAAGCCACUGGGCCAGUUACUCCAAUAACACAUUCUUCUUGUAUAUGUAUGCUAACUGCAGUACAGGUAUGCUAUAGUGAGACACAUAUAGAAUGCAUAAUAGUUAUUAUGAUCAGGUUUGUUGAUGUUGUACCAGUCAAGGUAGUUUCUGAUAAUGUCUUUUAAUAGUCCUACCUGUGAUUUAACUGUUCAUUUUAAAGAAAAGGUAGUAUCUGCUGUUCAAAUGCCCUCCCCCAAAGUAUUGAUAUGUGUUUAAAAGGGAGGGGCAAAGGACAAGACUAGAAGCAUAAAUAGCUACUCUAGGUUUGCCCAAGACACGUAUGUUAGCAUUAGUUCUUAAUAUUGAUGUAAUUUUUUGUUAAUGUAAUAAAUCCACAGAGCACCAAGAUUCUUUUAUGGUAAAAAGAUGGGCUUCUACUUUGAUUCUGUUCAGAUACAUAAGAACCAAGCCCACCCUUGGUUGAUUUAAAAAAUGAUGAAUAGUUCACUCCUUUCAAAAGCACUGUUUUAUUGGGUUUUAAAUGAAAUUUCCCCAUGUUUUGCUGCUCAAGAAAGUAAAGGAUGCCAGCAAUAGUAUGAAUAGAGUUUUAUGUUGUCUGUAAUAAAAACACCCAAUGAAGCGUGAAUGGUAUAUUGCUUCUGCAUUAGUGGGAAUGUCAAAUAGCAGUUAGAGGCUAGAAACUACCGGAACAACCAUCUUCAUAUGUGUUGGGGUUCCUGAUUCCAACUACCCUGUUCAUCUAUAAAAUUUUGUUAUGUCCAGAGUUCUAAGCCAUUUUAUAAUAACUGCAGUAUCCCUUUUCUACAGCCUUAUUAAAAUAACUACAAACAUUUAUUUUCCAGUUUGGUUUUAUUUAAACUGUGUAUCAGAGUUGUACUCUGGAGACCAACAAACCAACUUGAGAUAAAUUAUAUAGCUAUCCAUAUACUCAUCCCCCCCCCCCCCGGUGCUAAUCAAAGGCUCCAAAAAUGGAUACUGUUUUAAUAGCAUCUGCUUUAUUCUUAAAAUGCUUAAUUUUGUUAGAUGUAAAGAUUUCGUGUUAACAAAAGUGGUUUUAGUGUGUAAAUAUGAAUGAAUACCUUUAGUUUACCCAUUUGUCUAUUAUUAGUCUUUUUUCAUUUAUCCUUAAUAGAGGAUCCUUUUAUGAUCUUGAUACAUUUCGCUAAGUAUUAUUGCAUUUUAGAAUGAAAAUACAACAGUUUUCUGUCUUAGAUUAAUUCUGCUGCUGCUAUGAGAAACUGAGAAUCAAGAAUGUGAUGCACUUUUUACAUUACUAUAUACCAUACAUGUACUAUAGGUUGCUUUGAUACCUUUCCUGUAGCACAGCCACUAACAAAAGUGAGUGAAUUUUAAAAUUCUCUUUGGGAGGGAAUCAGUACAAGUAACUCAUCCAUAGUUGGUGUUGGCCUAUGAAGGACAAUAACUUAGGAAAAUAAAAAUUCUAUUAAUAUUACACUUUUUGGCCUUAAUGUCUUCUACUACUGAAAAUAUUUUAAAUCUUAACUUUAUUUCUAUUACUCCCUCUGUCUCAAGAAGAGGAAUUUGGAAAGAAUGGCUUAAAGGAAGUAGUAUCAUUGGUUUGUUGCUGAUCUUUUAGAAAGAAAACAUUUGUUUAUAUAAGCUGGAGACUUUUUUUUUUUUUUUGGUUUAUAUACAGAGGAGAAAUAAUGCUGCCCUGAACCAAUCAGAUUUAACUUAAUCAAGUCAAUCAAAACUGCAACUAUUCUGUUUCUGUAGUAUGUUUUUACUUAGCAAAGGUAAACUUUAAGUAUAGUAGGAAUGCUACUUGACAAUAGGAAAAGUCAGUUUUCAAGCACAUACCCAAACUUGAAGGAGAUUGAACCCAAAGUAAUGGGGGAUAAAACAACAAAUGAGGUGGAGGAAUAUGAGAAAGAUGUACGGUCCAAAGCUAUCUGGUUAUAUUUUGAUGUUGCCAAUAUUGCAAAGCCAAAAUUUUAAUUUGCUUAUUUAAUAUAUUUGUUGGCCAGAGAUCUAUUUUUAUAUCAAUGUGCCUUGCAUGUAUAUUUUAAAAAAAAAUUGGAAAGGCCAUGUAGUAAUGCCUGAGAUAGUUUGAUGGUUCUUACCACCUCACUAAUUUUUAUGCAGUAUGAAAUGCUCAUUCUAUCGCCCAAUUGGUGCUCUCUGUUUAAAGUUAUAGAUCUUGUCAAACUGGAACUAUUUUAUAAACUGGGGAAGUGAUUUACUCUUUUUUGUUUCUUUUUUUGUUUUGUUUUUGUUUUUGUUGUUCUUAGUCUGUUAGUGGCUGUUAAGUAGUGGGAAAUAGUAAAAGGAUUCUUCACUCCCUUUUCUUCCCCCCUCAGCACCUUCAGGUAAUGUGAUGACACCAUUUCUUGUGUGCUUUGAAAAAGUUUCAGCUUGCUGUCUCCUUUAGUGUUAUUUUUAAAAGUGUUAUAAAAAGCAUUGUUUGCAAAACCUAGGGAGAUAAUGGAGUCCACUUUUAAUUUGAAAUUCUGUGUGAGCUAUGAUCCAAGUUAUUGGCUCUUUCCAACUUUAAAAUUUUUUAUUGUUAAAGCACCUUGCUUAGAAAUUUUUAAAUAUUUAUGUCUGCAACAAUUGUCUCAAAAUAAUAAACUGUGCAAUUCUUGUCAUUAAAAAAAAAAAAAAAGAACUGAACUCUCCCUAAUGUGACUUGUUAGUUUUUCUGUAUUUCCUGCCAGUGUAAAUGUGAAAAGCUUUGCUUGCAUUACGUUUUAGAAAUGCAUUUUGCACACUCGAAUUUUGCUGAAGCUCCGUGAAAAGGUUAGAUCUAAGUAGAUGAAUAAAGCUAUGCACAUGUUUUGAAAGUUUAA
This is a messenger RNA of Otolemur garnettii (small-eared galago), 9254 nucleotides long. RefSeq names its product NUFIP2, FMR1 interacting protein 2 (gene NUFIP2). The coding region runs from base 232 to 2325 and encodes 697 amino acids. The record is from RefSeq and is a predicted model, not a curated record. NCBI's taxonomy places the organism in Eukaryota, Metazoa, Chordata, Mammalia, Primates, Galagidae. The transcript is spliced from 4 exons. Gene Ontology annotation, cellular component: cytoplasmic stress granule; nucleoplasm. Gene Ontology annotation, molecular function: RNA binding.